Molecule: messenger RNA, 3063 nt
Organism: Caenorhabditis sp. 36 PRJEB53466
Lineage: Eukaryota; Metazoa; Nematoda; Chromadorea; Rhabditida; Rhabditidae
Source: the annotation of a GenBank genome assembly
AUGUUUUUUCUAUGGUUAGUCGCUAUUAUUUGCGCUUGUGAAACAAUAAAAAUUGAGAAUAAUGUGUGAGUGUUUUCAGAGUUUUUGAAUGAAUUCGAACGUAUUGUAGGAUCGAGUAUAAAUGUCCGAGGUCUUUGACGCCGAUCACGUUUGAGAAGUUUGCUGGCGAAAGCGACAAGUUUGGGAAGCCAGACGAUAAUUUGAAAGUGAGCAGAAGACGAAUUCGUGUGGGAGGGUCCAUGCCAAUGCCAUGCCAAUGCCAAUUUCACUAGCUAAAAUUGCCCGUGACCGUCAAGGGUCCAUGCCAAUUUUUUAAAAUUGCCGCGUACCCGUGACCGUCAAGGGUCCAUGCCAAUUUUUAAAAAUUGCCGCGUACCCGUGACCGUCAAGGGUUCAUGCCAAUUUUUAAAAAUUGCCGCGUACCCGUGACCGUCAAGGGUUCAUGCCAAUUUUUAAAAAAUGCCGCGUACCCGUGACCGUCAAGGGUCCAUGCCAAUUUUUUAAAAUUGCCGCGUACCCGUGACCGUCAAAGGUUCAUGCCAAUUUUUAAAAAUUGCCGCGUACCCGUGACCGUCAAGGGUUCAUGCCAAUUUUUAAAAAAUGCCGCGUACCCGUGACCGUCAAGGGUCCAUGCCAAUUUUUUAAAAUUGCCGCGUACCCGUGACCGUCAAGGGUUCAUGCCAAUUUUUAAAAAUUGCCGCGUACCCGUGACCGUCAAGGGUUCAUGCCAAUUUUUAAAAAAUGCCGCGUACCCGUGACCGUCAAGGGUCCAUGCCAAUUUUUAAAAAUUGCCGCGUACCCGUGACCGUCAAGGGUCCAUGCCAAUUUUUAAAAAUUGCCGCGUACCCGUGACCGUCAAGGGUUCAUGCCAAUUUUUAAAAAUUGCCGCGUACCCGUGACCGUCAAGGGUCCAUGCCAAUUUUUAAAAAUUGCCGCGUACCCGUGACCGUCAAGGGUCCAUGCCAAUUUUUAAAAAUUGCCGCGUACCCGUGACCGUCAAGGGUCCAUGCCAAUUUUUAAAAAUUGCCGCGUACCCGUGACCGUCAAGGGUUCAUGCCAAUUUUUAAAAAUUGCCGCGUACCCGUGACCGUCAAGGGUCCAUGCCAAUUUUUAAAAAUUGCCGCGUACCCGUGACCGUCAAGGGUCCAUGCCAAUUUUUAAAAAUUGCCGCGUACCCGUGACCGUCAAGGGUCCAUGCCAAUUUUUAAAAAUUGCCGCGUACCCGUGACCGUCAAGGGUUCAUGCCAAUUUUUAAAAAUUGCCGCGUACCCGUGACCGUCAAGGGUCCAUGCCAAUUUUUAAAAAUUGCCGCGUACCCGUGACCGUCAAGGGUCCAUGCCAAUUUUUAAAAAUUGCCGCGUACCCGUGACCGUCAAGGGUCCAUGCCAAUUUUUAAAAAUUGCCGCGUACCCGUGACCGUCAAGGGUCCAUGCCAGGGGUGUGCGGAAAAUAGAAAAAAAAAUUUUCGGAAAAUCGGUUUUUCCGAAUUUUUUUUUUCGGAAAAUUUCGGAAAAUCGGGUUUUCCGAUUUUUUUUUUUCGGAAAAUUUCGGAAAAAUCGGAAAAAUCGGAAAAAUCGGAAAACUCGGAAAACUCACUUGUUCAUUGGUUCAAUAAAGUGUUUAAACAACGCUCUAAUACAAAAAAUGCUUAUUAUGAUUUGAAAUCACUUGAGUGGGCGGAAGCCAAGCAAUGGAAUAUUUUUUUGCAAAAAAAUUAGCCGAGAGAAGCUCUCCGGGUCCAGUGUUUUCCGAUUGUCAGUGAGAAUGAGACGCGCGGUUGAAAAGAGUCGCUCCGUUUCUGCAGUCGUUGCGGGAGUACAGAAAAAAAAAAUUUUGUGAUGCGCCUUUAAAAAGCAUACGGUGGUUUCGGACAAAUUGACCUUGAAUCCACACUAAUUUUCCGAAAAUUUUGCCGAAAAUUUCUCGGAAAAUCGGAAAAUUUCGGAAAAUCGAAAUAUUUUCCGCACACCCCUGGUCCAUGCCAAUUUUUAAAAAUUGUCCUACAUUUGGCUUUUUGUGAAUGGCGGUUAAAAACAGAAGUAUAACACGAGAAUAAAGUGUUUUGGUAUAAAAUGAUCAACUACAAAGUUGUUCAACACAAAAUUUGCAACAACUUUCCAGUUGAUCAUUUUUUUUUAUUGAUGGUGGGUUCUGGAGAUGUAGGUCUCCAAAGAUGAGGGAGUUUUGGACGAUGGUAACUUCGAGGCCUCAAAUCAGGCCCUAACAGCUGCGAAUUUCAGUACUGGAGCUCGUGUCUUCCGUCCGACUAUUCGUGCGCUAAAAUCCGAAUUAUAAAGGACCGUUACAUUUUUUCGUGCAUCUCCGACUACGGAAUCAUUCGACCGGUCGAAUUCACGAAGGACAACGCGACGAACGUCCAUUCGGUCACCUACUAUAACACUUUUUCGCUCACCAAGUAGAAAUGUUUUUCUUUAAUUUUUGAAAAAAAAACUUUUAAAAAACGUUUAUAGGGGGUGCAAGGACGUUGUGAACGAGGCGAAAACGGUGGCGAACACGAGCACGACCGUUUUUUUCGCAAAUUCGACAUUUGUGACCGAAUUGUACUGUUGUAAAGGCACCGAUUGUUCCGGCGAUCAUUGGAAGGACGUUUGGAGUGAGUUCACAAUACUUUGAGCACUUGAAAAAGAGAUCACAUUUGCUAGACGACAAAGAGUACGAUCCGAUCAAGUUUAUCAACCACCGACACGUACGUGGCCUAGCUUUUCCUCUCUGCGUUCUAGGCCGCCACAUUUUCAGCGUGGCUACUUCUACUGGGUCUGCGUGUUGAGCGGCUCGAUUCCGAGCGGUCUCGUCCUGCGAUUAAGUUUGAUGGGCUACUGGAAGUGGAAAGAAGUGGCGAUCAUUGCCAGUCUGAAGCGGCUGAGCGCGAGUGUGGCCGAGGCGGACGAGGAGGACAAAGUGACACGUGGCUCGGUGCUCAAGCGAAUGCUCGGAAAGUGCCGACGUCGCCGGAAAAAGGCGGUCAGCAGUUCGAAGACGUCGGUGGAAACGAAUUCGAUGGAAGCGCUCAUAAAAGACAGACAACGAAAAGCGGGUUCAUGA